This is a messenger RNA of Triticum aestivum (bread wheat), 1694 nucleotides long. Its product is annotated as formamidase-like. Gene Ontology annotation, molecular function: hydrolase activity, acting on carbon-nitrogen (but not peptide) bonds, in linear amides. The record is from RefSeq and is a predicted model, not a curated record. NCBI's taxonomy places the organism in Eukaryota, Viridiplantae, Streptophyta, Magnoliopsida, Poales, Poaceae. The transcript is spliced from 7 exons. Bases 1 to 1134 code for a protein of 377 amino acids.
AUGGAACUAAGAUCUAAGAAAUAUGAUGACUCGGCAGACGAUAUCAAAUCUCUGGAUUUUGCAGCGCCUCACUAUCUCAGUGGCCCACUUAGAGUAGUUGAUUCCGAAGGGGUUCCAGCUUCACCCGGUGAUCUUCUUGCGGUGGAGAUCUGCAACCUCGGCCCGCUUCCCGGUGACGAGUGGGGUUAUACUGGAACAUUUGAAAGGGAGCAUGGAGGCGGGUUCUUAACUGACCACUUCCCGAGUGCAAGAAAAGCCAUUUGGUAUUUCGAAGGAAUUUACACGCACUCCCCUCAGAUACCAGGUGUUCGGUUUCCGGGGUUAACUCAUCCUGGUAUAGUGGGAACUGCACCGUCAGCCGAGCUUCUCAAUAUAUGGAACCAAAGGGAAAGAGAAUUGGUCGAGGCGGGUCAUGAGUCUCUGAAUUUGUGUCAUGUUCUACACCAGAGACCCCUUGCUAGCUUACCAACCUCCCACAACUGCUUACUUGGGAAGAUGCAAGAAGGGACUGCUGAAUGGGAAAAAAUUGCAAAUGAAGCAGCAAGAACGAUUCCUGGAAGAGAGAAUGAGGGUAACUGUGACAUAAAGAAUCUAAGCAGAGGUUCCAAAGUUUAUCUACCAGUAUUUGUUGAAGGAGCAAAUUUGAGUACUGGUGAUAUGCACUUCUCCCAAGGUGAUGGUGAAGUCUCAUUUUGUGGAGCAAUAGAAAUGAGUGGAUUCCUUGAGCUAAAGUGUGAAAUUAUAAGAGGUGGCAUGAAGGAAUACUUGACUCCUGUUGGUCCAACACCUCUUCAUGUAAAUCCUAUCUUUGAGAUAGGUCCGGUGGAGCUGCGUUUCUCGGAAUGGUUAGUCUUCGAGGGCAUCAGUGUGGAUGAGUCGGGGAAACAACAUUUCCUUGAUGCAUCAGUUACCUACAAGCGUGCAGUUCUCAACGCCAUUGAGUACCUUUCUAGAUUUGGGUACUCCAAGGAGCAGGUCUAUAUUUUACUGUCAUGUUGUCCAUGUGAAGGUAGGAUAUCUGGAAUAGUAGACGCCCAUAAUGCAGUGGCGACACUUGCCAUACCUACAGCGAUAUUCGACCAGGUAUCCUGCAAUAGCCCAAACACACUGUCUUCUGGACAUCAUAUCUGUUAAUUCUUGCGCCUUAUAUUUUUCAUCUUCUUAAUACAAAUAUAACAAGGUUGUGGUUGCUGCCUUUGUCUAAUCUUGUAUAUACCUUAAGUCUUUUGUGCAACUUUUUUUUUUAGGAAACCAAAUAGUGGUGUGCAUUGACAGUUAGUAGAGAUAUGUGUGUAGUAGAGGUUUUUUGUAUCACAUCAUAUCAGUGUUGAUACUGCUAGGUUUGGUUUGCAUCCUAAAUAUGUACCCAGUUACUCAAUGGAAACAUCAGUCUAAUCAGUACUAAGAUGAACUAGUAGUAGUAUGUGUAUAAUUGUAUAUAGAAUACCCAUGUUUCUGUUGCAAAUAAUCUUGUUGCCUAAGAAAAAAUGAUCUUGACCGGUGCAUGUCGGCAAGAGAAGUGAUAUUCACCGAUAUCACUUGAAGCAUCAGGUCUAGCAGCGAAAAUAACCAGCAUGCAUGUCAGUGGCAAAGCUUAGUCCGUGUAGUAGGAAGUGGAACGUGUAACUGGUAGAGUAUCUCCAUUCAUAGGUUUUUUCAGUGUUAUGAGUAUUUUUAUUUAGAACUCCAGUGCA